Molecule: messenger RNA, 5610 nt
Organism: Thalassophryne amazonica
Lineage: Eukaryota; Metazoa; Chordata; Actinopteri; Batrachoidiformes; Batrachoididae
Exons: 25
Coding region: 1-5610 (1869 amino acids)
Molecular function (GO): 2-oxoglutarate-dependent dioxygenase activity; methyltransferase activity; guanyl-nucleotide exchange factor activity
Source: RefSeq, a predicted model, not a curated record
AUGGGCGUUCCUGGGUCGUGCACGCUGGCAUCUGUGGAAACUGUCACCACCUCCAGUUUUCUGGGCACCCACAUCUCCACAGACAUCAGGGCUCUGGUUAAGAAGGCUCAGCGGCAGCUACACUUCCUGCAUGACCUCAGGAAGAAUAACCUGGACAUGAAGCUGCUGCUGGUCUUCUAUCACUUCUCAGUGGAGAGUGUACUGACAUACUGUCUGGGUGCGUGGUACGCAGGUUCUCCAGCCAAAGACAGGAAGGCAGUACAGAGGGUCAUAAACACUGCCCAAAAGAUUAUCGGCUGCCCUCUAUCCAGCCUGGAAACCAUCGCCACAUCCUGCUGCCUAAGAAGAACCAAGCUGGGAAGCGCGAGAGGAGUCGAUCCAGAACCUGUUGUCCGUCCUGUACCUCCCUUUGAAUCAACUGCCCCGACUCUUCUCAGCCAGCUUUUUCAACUUAUCGACAGUCGUUACCAUGGAGAUGCCCAUCGAUGUCUCCUGGACUUCAUGAUCCCAGCAAAGUACAUCUUAGACACUGUACAGGAGGUGGCGUGUUCUCAGUUCUCUGGCACACUCUUCCUCUCUGGCGGUUGGCCUCUCUGCUUGUGUGACCAACUUGUUGUCCACCUUGCUCCCAUCGACUCCACCCUCCUUUGUCCAGGAGACUGUUACCUCCAGGUGGCACCUGGAGAUUGUGACCAAUCAGCUCGCCUUGUUGUCUGCAGCCUCCUUGAUACAAAGGAGGCUGGAGAGGAAAUAGUAGUCGAGGAGACGGAAAUCCCUGAAGCUUCCUACUCUUGGAUUUUCAGUUGCGCUUGGCUGGAAGAGAUCAACCAGAGCCGUCACGGAACACCCUUUAUCCGUUGCUUGCUAGCUAAAGAGGAGGGCGUGGUGAGGAUACCAUGGCAACAGGUAGCACUGCCUGAAUUUGUGGGUGGGCCACAGUGUUCGGGGAAAAGUAUGGCCUCUGCUUUUCCUCCCAUUCCUCCUCCUCCUCCUCACCAUUUGUCUGGUGAUGCCGCUGAGAAUUCUUACCCAAAUCUUCCACCAACUUUUUCUCCUCCAAAGGAAUUGGCACAAAGCUGUCAGAGUUCAGUUUUACCGCUGGCUUCACAUUCGUCUGCAUUUUCGGUGGAAACCAGAAUAUGUCCGGCCAAACAUGGCAUCGCUGUGUCGCUCUGCCUGGUGGACACGAGCAUCAGGUCUUCGCCUGGACUAGUUAGAGUGAAAGAGACGGAAACAGAGGCAGAGCUGGCAGGCUGGGUGUCCCCGAAGAUGUGGAACAACCUCUGUAUGGGGGCCGCUGCCGAAACACGUACAGGCAACGAUACAAACCCAUGCAGGGCUGCCGAAAAAUAUGCCUCUGAAAACACAGUGCAAGAUAAUAAAAAUAACAAAGAUCCAGGAAGCAGCGAGUUAGAGGUCUACACGGACGUAGCAGACAGCGAAUAUCUUGACAUCUUGAAGGCAAACAGGCAGCUUUUUAAUCAAGCUCAGGCACUAACAGAUCUCGGAGAAGCCAUGUACACCCUGCAUGAGAAGACAAGCUGGAACGAGCUCAAAGCUCAGGAGCCGAGGUGUCGAUACCGGGAGUCCUACCAGGCUGCAAUACAAAACCCUCUGACCUUUGGGAUGGACAAAGAGAGGGGGAGAGAGUUAGCUGUGGUGGAGGAGGACGUUGUUUCCCCAGAGGGGGACAAACCACCAGACGCCCAAACAAGAAAUCCAUGGUGUAGCACCCAAGACAUGUGGUGUGACACAGGAAUGCAAAACCAGUCUCCUUCCAUCUGUAAGGACUCUGGAGAAAUCUGCUGGUUUCCAGCAUGGAAACCAGCAGAUUUAGUUGCUGCCGCCUCUUUGGAUUUCAGGGAUAUAAGUGCAGUAAAAUGCAAAUUAGCAGCAGAUCGGACCGCUGAGCCGCUCGUGGAACCAGAGGAUCCUCCCCGUGCCACAAACUACAGCAACUUGCACAGUGUGAAUGGGACAAAAAUCCUCAGUUUUCCCAGCUCAGCUGAUUCUCAGCAGGCAGCGGUGGUGGACACCUCAGAGAGGUGUGAGCUGGUCUUUGUUGAAGACCAGAAUGUUAGAAGACAAUACACUGAUUCCUGCGCAGAAAUUCCCAGGCUGCACGUGGUCAAAUGUAAAAACAGCACUGCCUUUGGACUGGUUUCACCAAAGAUCAACAGAAGGAAGGUCGGCGUUCCAGGUGGCAGAGACAGGACAGGAAGGCCAAUAGUUGAAGUUUAUGGAGACCACCAGGGAUGGAGACCUUCUGUAACCAGCCAGGAACUCUUCCAGAUGUUCUUCUACUUCCACUCCAUCGCCAGUAGAGAAUUCAGAGAAACAGGGAUGAUGCUCAUUUUUGAUGCCAGGAAGAAAAACCCUCAGCCACAAUUCUACAAGGCCCUGAUGACACUUCAGCCUCUCCUUGUGCACACUGGACCCAACUAUAUUACGGAAUUCCAGGAGCAACAGAACUCUUCCAGGAAAGUUCAAAAGUUUAACUGCAAGCUGCAUCAGGUCACAAUAGCAACUUUAAUUCAGGAUGUGAAACUGUUGCAGGAGGAGGAUCCUCACACCCCAAACAGUUUGGUUCUGCUGGUGCAAAAGGAGAACAGCCAUCGUCCAGAGAAGUGUCCCGGGAUACAGACUGAUGUUGUGACGUCGAUCAAGUCGUUGUUGAAGUUGGUGGAUUUGACCCAGCUGAGCUGCCGUCUGGAAGGGACGCUGUCCCACGGACACCAGGACUGGACUGACCUGCACCAGAAACUCUUCCCAUUUGUGUCUGACCUUCAUGAGGUGUCUGUCCUGCUCCUGACUGCCAUCAGUAGGUUAGAGGAGCCACAGCAGAUGGACACGGUGCAGAUGGUGCAGCAGAGCAUGAUGGACCAGAGGACCCUGAUGAAGGAUGUCCUUGAGGACAGCCGCUUGGUGCGGCUGCAGAGGGAUGGUGGGUCCAUCCUGGCUCGGCUCAGGAAGGAGGUUGAUCUCAAAUACCCCUACUGCGAGAAUCUCAGGGAUGCUGUGGAGUCUGUGACCAGCCGGUAUAACCAUGUGGAAGAGCAGGCUCACAUUCUGGUGCAGAAGUCCAACAUGUCACUGGAACAUCUGAACUAUCUGCUGCAACUCCGAGACAUGGAGGGACACUUCAACCAGAUACAAGAGUGGUUUCAUGUAGAGGGAAAGCGCCACCUGCUGGAAGCUGAAUCUGUGGAGGAAUCUGGGGAUAGAAUGGAACAGAUUCUGAACACCUUCACUGCCUUCCUUAUUGAAGCUAAUGGCCGCAGACAUCACGCCUUGGCUUUAGUGUCCGAGGCGGAGCAGCUUCUGCAGCGUGGACCAUCUUACCCACAAAUGGAGGAAUUCAGGACUCUCGUGUCUACCUUCAAGUCCGGCCUGGAGGACUUUCUGUGCAGGGCCGAGGCGUGUGGCCGAGAGUUACAGCUCAUAGUCCAAGUCUGUGAUUUUUGUGAGCAGGCAACAUCUCUGGCUGACGAAUGUGAGGAACACUUAGACCGGAAUCACUGUAGCACCCAACACACACAAGCUCAAACAACAGCGCUCAUCAGUCAAGACCAGAACUCUGGACCAAGCUCAUCUGGUACCCAGCUUGAAUCUGACCAAACGUCUUCAAAGGUCUUCAUUUCAGGUGUUGAGAGAUCCAUUCUUCAGGACUUUCAAGACCAGUUUCUUCACUUCACCGCCGAGAAGUUCCAGGAGGUGAAGGACAAGGCCAGCGCUCUGCAGAGCUCUAAGGGGAUGCGGGUCUGGAACACAGCGUGGCUGAGGUGUCAGGAGGUCAGGCAGCAGCUUCAGGAGAGGAUGCAGGAUCUGGACGAGGGUCGUGACCAUAAACCACACGCUGGAAGCUGGUGUGAGCGUCACUACAUCGAUGUGGCGAGCACUGAUAUCCAGAGAGUGCCCCCUGGUGGCCCUACUGUGGUAGUACAGCCAACCCCUGGGUCUGGACAGCCACAGUGGGACAGCCCUGUGUCAGGAAGAAGGAAGACGGUCACGAGUUACAACAGCGAUAAAUCAACAACUAUGGCCUGCUGUGACAUCAUCAAAGCUGCAGAUCACAGGGGUGUUGCAGCGCGCCAGGGGUCAAAGGUCACGCCACAGUCACCUCACAGGUUGGUGAGGAGGUCAGAGAGCGACAUGAGGAGGAGACUGCCGAGCAGACGGGCGCGGAGCCAGAGAGACGCCACCGCUGAGGCUCAGUCCCACACCGUCGGUUGCCAGUGGUUUCCAUGGAGACGAGGUCUGGCAGUGAGGCUGGGGCACAAGGAGAGGUCACCCACUCCUCCAGAGCACCGGGUUCCACCAGCGGCGUCCUGCUCCCACCACGGGUCGCUAUCCUGUAGGAUCCUCCAGGAGGCGCAGAUGUUCCAGCGCUCUCGCCACGGGAGCUUUUGCUCAGAGGAACCAUGUGCCAUUGAGCGGGGACCUGCAGGGGCUGAAGCGCCUUCAUGUUUUAAACACAGCAGUCCUUCCGUGGGGAGAUGUGACCCCACGUCCUGUCGUUCCGGUAAUGCCCUGAGGCUGCAGCGAGUUCUGGAGGAGUUGGUCUCCACAGAGAGGGAGUACGUGCGUUCCUUGAUCUACAUCCUAACCCACUACCUCCCCCUGUUGGACAGAACAGACAUCCCUCAGGACCUCCGAGGCAAACGAGGCAUCAUCUUUGGCAACCUGAAGAAACUCUAUGACUUCCACAGUCACUCCUUCCUGCCCGAGCUGGAGGCCUGCCAGACGGAGCCUGCCGAGGUGGCCCGAUGCUUCCUCAGACAUACUGAGAGUUUUGGACUUUAUUCUUUGUACAGCAGGAACAAACCUCAGUCAGACGCUCUGAUCCUCCACAGUCACCACGACAUCUUCAAGAAAAAGCAGGAGGAGCUCGGGGAUGUGAUGGACCUUUCGUCCUACCUGCUGAGGCCAGUCCAGAGGAUCAGCAAGUACAGCCUGCUGCUGCAGGACAUGCUAGUCCUGGUUACUGCCGACAGGAAGAGAGACGUCGGCGUGUGUCUGUCGGAGUCAUCUAGCACUGAGAGGGAUGAAAUCCAAGCCGCUGCUGACCUGGUUUGCUUUCAGAUGCGCCAUGGCAAUGACCUGCUCACCAUGGAUGCCAUCCAGGACUGUGACGUGAAUCUAAAGGAGCAGGGUGAGCUGAUUCGCCAGGACGAGUUCACGGUUUUCUUCAGGAAGAACAAAUGUGUGCGCCGCCUCUUCCUCUUUGUGGACCUGAUCCUGUUCAGUAAAGCCAAGAGGACAGACAUCGGCAACGAUGUUUAUGUCUACAAACAAUCGUUCAAGACGAGCGACAUCGGGAUGACCCAGAACUCGGCUGUCAGUAGUCUGUGCUUUGAGAUCUGGUUCCGCAGGAGGAAACGUGAGGACACGUACACCUUAAAGGCCUCCAGCGUGGAGGUGAAGAAGGCUUGGACCACUGACCUGGAGAGGAUCCUGUGGGACCAGGCAGCUCACAGCAGAGAACUGCGGAUACAGGAGAGGGUGUUCAUGGGAGUCGGCAAUAAACCUUUCAUGGACAUUAAGCAUGACGACGCUGCCGUCUGUCAUGGUGGUACCGGCCCAGUCCCACUCGCCAAAAGUAAGUGCUGA